UCUACUUGGUCUAUUGUCUGAGAAUCCACUACUAUGUCUCCAAUUUGUUUAUCGUUUACUUUAAGUACUUUAGUUUUUUGUUGGUUUAUUUUGAGGCCUAUUCUUUUUCCUACUUCGCUUAAAGCUGUGACCUUUUCUUGCAUAUCCUGUAGUCAGUUUGAUAAUAGGGCUAUGUCAUCAACGAAUUCCAGAUCUUCCAGCUUUUGUGUGAGAGUCCGCUGGAUUCCUUUCCCUGCGUUAGAGUAGGCUUCUUUUGUGACCCAAUCCAAUACUAGAAGGAACAGGAGUGGUGAAAGAAGACAUCCCUGUUUGGCUCCUGUUGUGACUGGAAAUUCCUCUGUCAGCUUGCCACAGUGGGUUACUUGGCAGGUGAAACCAUCAUAAAGGUUCUUGAUUAUGGUUAUUAUUUUAUUGGGGAUCCCAUAAUGUCUCAUUACAGUCCAGAUAGAUUCUCUGUCGACACUAUCAAAAGCUUUUUCAAAGUCGACAAAAGUUGCAUAGAGAGGAGAUUGCCAUUCGACACAUUGUUCUACAAUUAUUCUGAGUGUAGCUAUUUGGUCAGCACAAGAUCUCCCUUUUCUGAAUCCGGCCUGUUCUUCCCUUAGAUUAAUAAAAUCUUACAGAUAAAUGAAUAAAAUUUUCAUCAGCAAUGCAUGAAUAUGUCCUGAUAUUUUUCCUAAUUUCAAACAUGUGAUAGACAGUAACAGAAUUAUUUUAUUUGAUAUAUUAAAAGUGGGGAUACUUGUCAAAAAAAGAGAUUGACAAAGAAGUACUUUUUCAGACUUGAAAGUCUGUAGCUUUUGAACCAUAUGAGAUAAUUGAAUACAAUUUUCAACUUAAAUGCCUGAUCCUCUGUUGAUACUUACUUUAUUUUUAAACCCUAGAUAGUUUAGAAGAAUUUUUUCAGGUACAGAAGAUAAAUUAUGUCGGAAAAAAAAGCUACAAAAAAAAAGUACUUUUUCCUGGUUAAAAGGCUGUAACUUCUUAACUUUUAGAGUAUUCUAGAGAUACUUAAUCUACUGUAUUAGAUCAUUAAGAUCUAGAUCUAGAAAAAUCUACUAGAUCUAUAAUUUCAUAUAGACAAGUGAUAGUUCUAAAUCUAAGAUCAUUAUGCAUUCAGAAAGCUAAAAAUAUAUUGAUAAAAAUAUUUCUAAUUGCACAGAUUUAUAUUGUUAGUCUAGAACUAUUACAAAUGUAAUCAUAGUCAUAUGACUGAUCCAUUUAGCUGGAUCACCAAGUGUUCUUUAGUUGAUGAAAGGAUGCUCGACCUUUACUAAUGCCAGUUCUGGCAUCUGUUCCUGUUCCUAGUUCUUAGACAAACACAAAUACAGCUUAUAGUAUGAAAUAAGCAAGGCAAAAAUGGAUCAUAAAAAUGUCAAUGGAAUUCCUUACAGUAAAAAUGGAAAUGACUAUGUUCUUCUUAAUCAUGUUAAUAAUAGCAAAAAGGAUCCCACUGGAGCCAUUGCUAGAUCAAUGCCUAUUAACAUAAUCAACCCAAGUCCUAAAAAAUAUAGUAAGGGCUUGUAUAAUUUAAGCCCAUUUACUAGUAGUAUUAGUCAGAAAAGCUAUUCCAGUCAAGCUAAAUCUAGUGACUUCCUGAUUGGUAGCUUCAGUCCAGAUAAAACUAGCAGUAACAAGAUUGCCAAUUCCAGUCCAGUUAAAACUAGUAGUUACCAGACUGACAUCACCAAUCCUGACAGAACGAGUGCUGACACUAAUGACAGCACCAGUCCAGUGGAAAAAUGUACUGGCCCUCUUGCAAAUCCAAACUACAUUCCCCAAGGGCAAUGUGUAACAAUUGAUGAACACAAAUCUCAAUCACACAAGCCUUCGGACCUUUAUUACUGGGGUAAUUUAUCAAGGAGUGAGGCAGAAAACAAAUUGAGAGGUUUACCAGAUGGAUCGUUUUUAGUUAGAAACUCCUCCAUUGAAGGGGCCUACACUCUCACCUUCAGGCAUCAAGGUCAAUGUAAGAGCCUCAGGAUCUGGUGUCAAGACAAUCUCUAUGGAAUUAAAAAAGACAAGUGCACAUUUGACUCAUUGACAGAGCUCGUCUAUAACUAUGGAGUUUUCAGUCUGAAAUCAUUUAAUCCUUCAUUGGAUGUUUUUCUGUUGCACCCUGUUAUCAAGAAAAAAGGUUUUAGGUCAGCUGUAUCCAAAUAUGAGGCUCUGAAACUUGUCUGGAAACUCUCUAAACGACGACAGGAAGAAAGAAAAAAACAUGAUGAUCUAGUUCUGAGACAUAAUGAACUUGUACAAAAAAAAAGUUUGCUGACACUGGAACUCAAGGCUCAGAAAGUAGGUCAAGAAAUGUUUGAAACCAUCACCUCACGUGCUGAUCAACUCUUGGAGGAACUUGAUGAGAUAGAGGCUGCUGAUGAAAACAAGAGAAAAAUGUUACAAGAAAAUACAGCUCUGGUCCUACUAAAGCAUGCAGCCAUUGUGGAACGCAUCAAAGUACUUGAAGAGGAAAUUCAACAAAGGGACAAAGAGAUUUCCAACAGUGCUCGUGAGUUAAAUCAACAACUUGCCGCAAUGACGGAGACACAUGAGGAUUGUGAAUAUAUACAGGAUGAACUUAUAGAAUGUGGACUCCAGCCUGACCUUGUCUAUUGCAUUGUGGAUGAGUUAGAGGGAUAUACCUUCCCAACAGAGCAGUGGCUAGUUGACUGUAAUAGAGAAGAGUCUCAUGCUCUCUUAAUGGACAAAGAUUCUGGAACCUUUUUGAUUCGGCCAAAGUAUGACAAUCCAGAGAAACCUUAUGUUUUAUCUAUUAGAAGUUGUGAUCUAGAUGGUUCCCAAGAUGUGAAACACUGCUUCAUCUGUCACCCAGAAGGAAGAGGCUAUGGUUUCAGGGAUGAUGCAGCUGUUUUUGAAUCUCUGGAGGAAUUAGUUGAGAAACAUACUCAGGCCCCCCUGAAAAUUUAUUUUGCAAAUUUACAGACUUGUUUAGCAUUUCCAGUGUUUGGUUCCCAGGCCCAAGAAGUGGCAGAGUUUGAGGGAGAUAUGGAGGAGUUACCUGAUUCACCUGAAGCAGAUUAAGCACAAAGAUAUAUAUGACGUUGAAGUUACACAAAGAUGUAUACAAUGUUAAAGUUACUCAUAUUGUCCCUAAGUGUGCUGUAUUGCAAAUUGAGAUCUGAAAGGUUGAAGUUGAUAUUUUUCACAUAAUACUGAAACCUUUUUUUUUUAAAUAUCUAAUUUUAUGUUUGUUAUCAUAUUACUACUACUAAAACAUCCUUCAUUCGAGGAGCAACUAUGGCUCAUCUCAAUGAAAUGAGAUGAAUGCCUGGGCAUUAGCUUUGUCAGAACAAUGUUGCUCUCACAGCAGUUUCCCUUACAAACUGCCUAAGGGUCGCCAGCUCCUGAUUUUACCUCAGGGUGAUUCCUGAAGCCAAUCCAAUGUUUGGUUAUAGCUGCAAGGCAGCAGAGAUUUGUCAUAAUGCACUCAGCUUUUCAAACUUGUAUCAGAUCUUGACAAAUGUCAACAUUGUUUUGCCUACCAUGUUUCAGUGACACUAUAGAAAGUGUUCUUAUACAAGUAGAAUUUUUUUUUUAUUUUGACAUGUACUUCCUUGUCCAAAUGAGUUUUUAUUCUUGCAUUGUGCCUAAAUAUAAUCAUUUUUUUCUACAUCUAAUUAACUAUUUGCUAAUUUGGGAAACUAUUUGCAUAAAGUUUGUUUGCAAUAUUC
Messenger RNA from Biomphalaria glabrata, 3692 nucleotides. RefSeq names its product phosphatidylinositol 3-kinase regulatory subunit gamma-like. The record is from RefSeq and is a predicted model, not a curated record. Gene Ontology annotation, biological process: phosphatidylinositol phosphate biosynthetic process. Gene Ontology annotation, cellular component: phosphatidylinositol 3-kinase complex. The transcript is spliced from 9 exons. NCBI's taxonomy places the organism in Eukaryota, Metazoa, Mollusca, Gastropoda, Planorbidae. Bases 1360 to 3042 code for a protein of 560 amino acids. Gene Ontology annotation, molecular function: 1-phosphatidylinositol-3-kinase regulator activity.